UAAACAGCGAGAAGUGGGUGGGUGAGCAGGAUGUGGUCAUCACCCGUUAUGUUGGAUCAAUAGGCCCGAUCCGUCCGGGAGGCUGUUUCAGGACCAGAAUCUUCAUCCUGUCCGGAGCGGACAGAGAUUUAACUCUCCAACAGGGGAACUUGCUGAUGAGACCUUGAAAGAUACAUUCGUGUGGGAGUCACUUUGGAGUAGGAGUGUUACUGACACCAUUCCUGAGUACACGUUGAUCACUGCUGCACCGUCAACUUGACUCAGAUCACGCUUUUUAGUGUCACCAUGGGCUCCUCGACAACAUCUGCCGCUCUGCUGUGUCUGCUGUCGGGGGUUGUGGCAGCCAUUCAGACCCCUCAGACAGUGUUCUUGGACAAGCAGCAGGCGAGUUCAGUGAUCUCCCGUCAGAAGAGGAACACCGGCGUCAGUAACCCGCCUGCCAGCCUGGAGCAGGUUUGCAUGGAGAAAGUGUGCACCUACGAGCAGGCCAGGAGUGUCUUCCAGGACUCGUACCGCACGGAUAUCUUCUGGGCUGUCUAUGUCGACGGAGACCAGUGUGUGGAGAAGCCCUGCAAGAAUGGAGCCAUGUGUUUGGACAGUGUGGGAGGCUACGACUGCGUCUGCAAGGCAGGUUUCUCAGGGGUCCACUGUGAGAAAGACGAGACUCUGUGCCCCCUGCAAAAAGGAUGCUCUCAGUUCUGUAAACCAGGUUACGGGUCCUACGAGUGCUCCUGCGCCACUGGAUGGAAGCUCAGCAGUACGGACAGGAAAAAGUGUGAGCCUGCAGUCCCAUUGCCCUGUGGUAAGUUGAGCAGUCUGAGUCGGUGGAGUGAGAGACUGUUGAGCAACCAGCGCAGCAACUUUGAAGGACUUAGCUGUAGUCCUACAGAGUGUCCCUGGCAGGCUCUCCUGAAGAGUUCAGAGUCCACAGGUUUCUGCAGCGGAGUCAUUCUGAAGACGAAUCUGGUCUUGACCUCAGCUCAGUGUGCCAACAAAUACACCCAGUUCCAGGUUGGCGUCGGCAAGCGCAGAACCAGCUAUGAAGACGGAGAGCAGAGCCUGUUUGUAAAGAUAGUUCAUAUCCACCCGCGCUAUGUGGAAGGUCGCCCUGAAAAUGACCUGGCUGUGAUUGAACUCCGUGACCGCAUCAUUUAUAAGAAGGAUGUGGUUGCUGCAUGUCUGCCAGAAAAAGACUUUGCAGAGAACAUCCUGAUGGUAGGUGAGCACCCGGCCAUGAUCACUGGCUGGAAAGAAUCCAAGGCGGUAUCUUCUUUCCAGGGUCCGCUCAUGCUUAACGAACUGGCGUAUGACAAACUGCCUCAGUGUCUGAUGUCUCACCCCAACCUGAUCACCAAUAAAAUGGGCUGCACCUCCAGCCGAACCAACGCCGACUGCAGCUUGAGCUCCGGCAGCCCCCUGCUCACCACGUACAAUAACGUGUUCUUCCUCACCGGGGUGGUCAGCCAGCCAUCAGGGGCCGACUGCACUAAAGGCUACAUCUUCCAGAAAGUGUCCCGCUACCUUGGCUGGCUGCGGCAGAUCAUGAAUUCACGUUAGGUGUAGUAGUCAUGGAGAACAUGGAGGUUAUUGGUUAUGGAAAAUAUAAGAUAAUCCAGGUGAAUAACUUCUAAACACAGGGAAUCAGAUAAACACUCAUUGUGCACUUGUAGCUCCUUCUCUUCAUUAGUUUGUUAUUUAAUAAUAGCCAUCGCAACAACCAUAUAGCCUCAAUCUAAGAUUGUUUCCUUGUGUCUGUAGACUUCCGCUUUUAUCCACUAGGUGGCUCUCUGUUCACUUAAAAUAACAACUUCUUGUACGUAUCUCCCAACCUGAGGGUCAGAGGCAGCAAGAGAUGCAGUAAAAUAUUCAGCGUGUGUUUUGUGACUUGGACAUACCUUACCUUUAGCUGGUGUUAUUUCUAGCGACUACUGUACUGGGUGAUAUGCAUUGUGACAGUCCAGGUAAUCACUGUUAUAUAAAUGUAAUAAACUCGUAAUACCACACUUGA
Larimichthys crocea (large yellow croaker) is the source of this 2008-nucleotide messenger RNA. It is a transcript of the gene proza, whose product is annotated as protein Z, vitamin K-dependent plasma glycoprotein a. Lineage: Eukaryota; Metazoa; Chordata; Actinopteri; Sciaenidae. Gene Ontology annotation, cellular component: extracellular region. The record is from RefSeq and is a predicted model, not a curated record. Gene Ontology annotation, molecular function: calcium ion binding; serine-type endopeptidase activity. Gene Ontology annotation, biological process: blood coagulation; proteolysis. Bases 286 to 1557 code for a protein of 423 amino acids. The transcript is spliced from 10 exons.